AUGUUUGGAAAUCAUUCAGACGUAGAUAAGUUGGAUUAUUGGAGUGAUUUUCUUGUUGAGCAGCUGAGACCAGUUUUAAUGAUAAUUUCAGGCUAUUUAGUUCUUGGUACCGUGGGGAACGUGUUUGUUAUGUAUAUUUACUGGUUCGGCAACAAAACAUCAGGCGAAGACCGCUUCUUUAUACCGUUUCUUGCCUUAUUUGAUCUUUGUGCAAAUGCAGUGUGCUCUGGUUCUGAAAUUAUAACGGAAGUGAAUCCCUUACGUUUUGACAGUGAUAUCGUGUGCAGACUAAUGGCAUUGUCAAGCAUAGCAUUUGUGACUAUGUCCUCUCACCUUCUUCUCCUCAUCACCAUCGACCGCUAUCUCAAGAUCUGUACACCGUUUAAGUCACAGAUGACACUCAGAAGGAAAAAAAUCGCUCUUGUUUUCAUCGUCUUUGCUGGAACUGUUGUGGCAUUGCCUUCUUUAGGAUUAUACGGGUCCGUGGCCGUGACGAUGUGGGAAGGGAACGUUACAGGAAGGCUGUGUAUCAAUGUCCCGUCAGGAGAGACAAGAAUAUGGCAUCUGACUUACAAAACAGUGAUGUUUUUAUACGGGUCCGUUCAUUUUCUAGCGUUAGUUGUGUUAUACAUACUAAUGUUAAGGUCCAUAUACAUCCAAAGCAGAACACGUCAUCGGCUACAAUCUUGCCAGUGGCAGCGUCCUACACGUGGGACACAAGUCCGAGAACAAACGAAAAUAGUGUCACAAUCAGACAAAAGAGCAGGAGAGAACUGUGUUACAGAUACACCUGGACACACCUCUUCUUAUUCCAUAGCGACUAUCAGUGACGGGAUGAUGGUCCCAGGAAAUCUCCCGGGAGGUGAAAUGGAACCAGUAACUAAUAAUAGAUCCAACUACAGUCUGGACGUGUCUUGUCAGGAUGAUGGAGGUAGACUGAUGGUAAAGAGUGAUACAGUAGAUACACAAACUAACCAAAACAGAGCAUCAGAUAUUCCAGGAUUACAAAAACAGGAUGCCAAACUUGUGAAAUCUACUAAACGCUUCAAAAUCAAGGGUUUGCGACUAACGUUAGUUUUUCUAGUUAUCUCUAUCGUUUAUGCUAUAACUAUCGGUUUAAAACUUGUUCUAAUGACCAUUGAAUCUGCCAAGGAAAACUUCUGGAUUACAAUGACUCCGUCGGAAUUCGUCUGGUUUAGAUUUUUGUACUGUGUCUUUGUAGUCAACUUUAUCGUCAAUCCGUUUGUAUAUGGUUUCCUUGAUCGAAAAUUUCAGCAAAUCGUGAGGAAACAGUGUACUUGUAGAUGA
This is a messenger RNA of Ylistrum balloti, 1308 nucleotides long. RefSeq lists its product as uncharacterized. Gene Ontology annotation, molecular function: G protein-coupled receptor activity. The coding region runs from base 1 to 1308 and encodes 435 amino acids. The record is from RefSeq and is a predicted model, not a curated record. Gene Ontology annotation, biological process: G protein-coupled receptor signaling pathway. Gene Ontology annotation, cellular component: membrane. The transcript has a single exon. Lineage: Eukaryota; Metazoa; Mollusca; Bivalvia; Pectinida; Pectinidae.